Molecule: messenger RNA, 750 nt
Organism: Exophiala dermatitidis NIH/UT8656
Lineage: Eukaryota; Fungi; Ascomycota; Eurotiomycetes; Chaetothyriales; Herpotrichiellaceae
Product: long-chain fatty-acid-CoA ligase
Exons: 1
Coding region: 1-750 (249 amino acids)
Cellular component (GO): EMC complex
Source: RefSeq, a predicted model, not a curated record
AUGGCGGUCUUUUUUCUGUACGGAAUUGUCGCAAUUUGCCAGCUCCUCUCCCUCGCUCUGGCCGCGACACUGCGAGUCGAGAUUCCUAGCUCCAACAUACUGCCGAAUCCGAAUACUCUGCCAGCUUCGACUCAUGCGACCUUGACAUCGGGCUCAGGGCCACCUAUCAAAGCCAUCAUUCGGAAAGGCAAUUAUAUCGAGUUCCCUGAGAUCAAUACUGUCGGCUCCCAUCUUCUCGACAUCUACAGCCGCGACUACGUUUUCGCACCCUACCGUAUCGACAUUUCACCGGCUCCAGACUCACCAGGUACUCUGAUUACAGGAGCAUGGGAGACAUACCGAGGAGCUCGAUGGGCGGAUCGAGGAGUUGCGCUGGUCACUGCCCCCACCGAGAAGUUGACUUUGAAUGCCAAAGUCUUGAGGACGAAGAACUUUUAUGAGCAACGCCAGGGCUUCAACCCUCUGAGUCUGCUUAAGAACCCUAUGAUCCUGCUGGGCCUGGUUGCGCUGGCUUUCACUUUCGGUAUGCCCAAGCUGAUGGAAAAUAUGGAUCCUGAGAUGAGGGCCGAGUAUGAAGAGAUGCAGAAGAAGACCGCCAUAGGCGGCCUUACUAGGGCUAUGCAAAGUGGUGGCGCUGGUGCAGGCGGCCCUGCUGAGAACUUUGAUCUUGCUGGGUUCCUUGCUGGCAGCAGCAAAAGCUCUGGGGCUGACAGGACAGCAUCUGAGGGUAUUCGGGAGAGAAAGAGAUGA